AUGGCCACAAACACAGUCGCAGAGUCCGCCACAACAUCCAUCAUGGAUCCAUCACGCCAAGGCGACGCUAUUGAGAUGUCCUCGCUGAGCCAAAGUCGACUCAAUACAACUGAAGAUUCAGCGGGAAACGAGGAAGAACCACCAGAGAAUGCCACGAGUGCAAUUCCUGAUGGCGGAUAUGGCUGGACAAUUGUCGCAUCGUGCUUCACUCUACUCUUUUGGAUAAAUGGAUACACUACGGCAUGGGGAGUGUUGCAAGCUGCCAUUGUUCAAUCGCCUCGACUCCAUACUAAUAUUCGAACCAUUACAUUUGUUGGGAGUUUGUACAUGGCUUGCAUGGUCGCGUUUGGCUUGAUAUCGGUCAGGUUGUCAAGAGAAUAUGGCAUCCGGAUCACCAGUCUCGUGGCGACAAUCUUCUUUGGAUCAGGCUUGAUCAUCACCAGUUUCACUCUUGAGCAUCUCGCCGGGCUUUUCUGUAUCGCCGGGCUACUCGUCGGGUUGUCAACGUCGCUGCUCUACACUGCGACAAACACUAUGCCCACUCAAUGGUUCAGCCGUAAGCUCGGUACAGCUAAUGGGAUCGUCAAAGCUGGAGGAGGUGUUGGCGCAACUGUGCUUCCUUUGGCAACCCAAGCGAUGAUCGACAAGGUUGGGCUUCAGUGGACUUUCCGAAUUCUCGGUGUUUCGAUUCUUGUGACAGGAAUACCGUGUGCCUAUCUCCUCACAGAGCUUAGGCGUGGUGCAACAACCUCGAGAUUCGACUGGUCACAGCUGAAGAGCAUGCCAUUUCUAACUCUCACCAUGUCGGGCGCUGUCGGAGUCUUCGCUCUCUUUGUGCCACCGUUCUUCUUGCCAGUAUUCGCGAGGUCGAUUGGUCUCUCGGCUUCGACAGGCGCUGGCCUCGUCGCAGGCUUCGGUGCAUCCACAGCCGUUGGUCGUCUCUUCGGAGGAUGGAUCUGCGACCGCAUGGGUGCUUUCAACUCUCUGGCUCUUGCAGCUCUUAUUAACAGUGUGUCCAUGCUAGCAAUCUGGCCCGUCAGUUCAUCUCUCCCCCCACUCUUCGCCUUCGCCAUUAUCAACGGAUGUGCGAACGGGAGCUUCUUUGUUGCACUGCCGACAGCUGUAGCUGCACUUGCGCCCGGAUCAGCUGCUGCGUCUAUCAGUCUCAUGACGUCAUUCUGGACACCAGGAUAUUUGAUGGGCGCGCCUUUGGCGGGGAUUUUGAUUGAUGCUGCGGGCGCGUCGGAGGCUUCGUCGAUUGAGCCUUAUAGAGCGGCCAUCUUUUACGCGGCUGGUGUUGGGUCUGCUGCCACGUUUUUGAUCGUCGUGUCGAGGCUUAUGUUAAGUAAGAAGUUGAUCAAGAGGUUGUAG
Messenger RNA from Fusarium tjaetaba, 1371 nucleotides. RefSeq names its product monocarboxylate transporter 12. Gene Ontology annotation, cellular component: fungal-type vacuole membrane. Bases 1 to 1371 code for a protein of 456 amino acids. The record is from RefSeq and is a predicted model, not a curated record. Gene Ontology annotation, molecular function: transmembrane transporter activity. The transcript has a single exon. Gene Ontology annotation, biological process: transmembrane transport. Lineage: Eukaryota; Fungi; Ascomycota; Sordariomycetes; Hypocreales; Nectriaceae.